CCUAUUUUCAAGCAUGGCGGACGUUUUCAAAAUAUUUUUGUCUGUACAUAUUUGAUUAAUUGUUUGUUUUUGUAAAACAAAUUCCGAUAUUCUAAAAUAAUGGGAGAGAAAGAGAAACACCUUGUGGUGAUUUCAGUUCUUGAGGGAAGGCGAUUACCACGGAGAACUAAGCAUAAAAUCAUUGCUGAAGCUAAGUUUGAUGGAGAAUUAUUAGCUACUGACCCUGUUGAUCAUGUUGAAAAUCCUGAUUUUACACAAGAACUAGCAUGGGAAUUAGACAAAAAGUCUUUACAACAACACAGGCUUCAAAGAGCAUCCAUUAAAAUCCAGUGUUAUGCAUAUGAUGCCCAUAGCACUCUCAAAGAACUGAUAGGAUAUGUGGUUUUAGAUCUACGAUCAGCCACUGCAAAUAAACAAUGUGCCAAAUGGUAUCCUUUACUACACAGCAAGUAUCACAAAUUAAAACCAGAAAUCAGAUUAGCCUUGUAUUUGGAUGAAGAUCAAGGGUCGAAUGAUAAUAUCAAUGUCAUUAAAGCUCAGCAGUCAGACGAACAGUUGACAAACACAGAAGCAUUAGAUCUGAAGACAUUAAUACCUGUUCUAGAUGAAGAUGAAGGGUUUUAUCAAAUCGGACCUGCUGACAAAUGUAGUGAAAUGUUUGUUUUAUCUGUGACAGUUGCAUAUGCUUCUAAUCUUGCACAGCUUAUUCCAUCCAACCAACCAUUAUCAGCCACUUCCUAUUUUUUCUACUAUUCUUUACUGGGUAAUGAUGUAACAAACGAAGCCUUUACAGAUCUUAUCAAUACAAAUUUCCCUGCAGAAAGAGCUUCAGUUAAAGUUCGGUCAAGUUUUGAAGUACUUAGAACUUUCUUGUCAAAUCAACCAGGCAUACAGUUUCAUCUGUGCUGUGGUGACCAGUCAUUAGGUAGUUGUGAAGUAUCACUGAAGACUUUGUUGAAGAAGGGUAGUUCUGAAAUUUAUAUGAGACCAAUUAGUUUAGAAGGAGUAUAUCAACUUGUACCACCUAACAAGACCAAACAACAGAUAGGACCUGUUCCUGAUAAUAUGAAGCCUUCUGUUGGUAUUUCAGUUGUUUUAAAAAGAGAAGAUAUGGUAGUAAAGUCUCCAGUGAGGGAAUUAGAAGGAAAUUCAAAUACAAACACUAAUGUUCAAGGCUCCCCUAAAGCUAAAGCUCAACCCAGUCCUAAGUCAUCACCUAAACUCAAGUCAAAAACUAAAAAAGAUGGGAAAGGUAAAGAGAAACGUGAUGGCUCACCUACAGCUCAACAAUCUAAAUCAAAACCUUCAGGUGAAAACUAUUCAGAUGAUUUUGAAGAUGAAAAAUCUAAAGAAUCUGCCAGUUUAGGUGAAAAAUUAGCUCAAAGAGCUGCUAAAAAUACAAGUCCAACCUCAUCACCCAAAACAAGAUCUCGCAGUCCCAAAAGAUCCUCACUUUCUCCAGGUCGAGAGCUAAGAAGUAAUGAUUUGAGAUUCCCACCUGCUGCCUUGGCUGUGCCCCCUCAAUCUCAUCAUUUUUCAUUCUCCAUUGAUUUACGUAGCAUUAAAGAUACAACAUCCACCAACACCCAAUCAGUAUUCCUCAGAUACAUAUAUCCUUUCUUUGGAAGUGCUGCACCAAUUUUAACUCAUCCACCAGUUGAUGUUAGAAAAGGAAUGGAAGUUCUUCUUCCUCAAUCAUUUUGUGCUUUUGAUUUCGCUUGUUCUCCUAGACAAAUAGAAGAAACAUUUCAGAGAGUUCCACUAACAGUAGAAGUAUGGAGUCGAGAUGAAAAUACUAAAGAUCGUCUUCUAGCAACAGCUAGAUUACCAAUACCUGAUGUGUUACCUGUCGAUAGAAAAAGAGUUGUGUCUGAUACAGGUGUAAAUGGGACAAGACAAGAACAUAGUGAUAGAAUCUAUGUUAUAAAAGCUAAUGGUAUGAGUGAACACUAUGGUGAAUUAUUUGUGGUGUUAGUGUUAGAAGAUUGGGGACCAUUACCUCAACAACAGAUAGUAACUACAACACAACAACAACAUAUUAAGCAUCAGACUUCUAAUGUACAGUAUCAAACAGGCAAUCAUUCCAUAAUAGACGAUAAUAACUAUCAACAAAACAAUAUACAGCAGCAUGUAUCACCACGACAAACAGCUGAAUAUCAGGCUGCAUUGGAACUAGAGAUGUGGAAAGAAAAUCAGGAACAUGCAUUUGAGCUACAGUUAAAACAGAGAGAAAUGUCCUAUAUGAAAGCUUUAGGUGAAGAAUGGAAGAAAAGAGAUACAGAAAGAGAGGUUAUAAUGCAGAAAAAGGUAACAGAAUAUACCCAGUUAGAAGAACAACUGAGAAAAACUUUGACAGAUUUGGAAAAACGAGAAAAGCAGUUGGCUGCCAAUGAACAUGAGGUGAUGAGACUGAAAACAGAUUUAAAAAGAGAACAUGAUCGUAAAUUACAAGAACUUAAAGAAGCUUCAAAUCGAUUAAAACUAGAUUGUGAUCAUCAAGUACAAUUAGAAAAAAUGAAGGUAAAAGAGUUAGAAGAUCUGAUUGUAAGACAUAAAGGAGAGGUAUUAGAAGCUGAAAAAAAAUAUAGAAAUAUCGAAAGAGAAUUUAAUAUUUAUAAAGAACAACAAAAUACUAAACCUGAAGUUAGACUGCAAUCAGAGAUUAACUUAUUAACAUUAGAAAAGGUUGAGUUAGAGAGAAAGUUAGAUGCUGUAACUAAAUCUAAAGUACAUUAUAAACAGCAAUGGGGACGAGCUUUAAAGGAACUGGCCAGAUUAAAACAGAAAGAACAAGAUAUUGCUAAAGCCAGUUUAAAACGUCAACAACAAGAAUUAGAACAUAUGAGAUUACGUUAUCUAGCAGCUGAAGAAAAGGAAGUUGUAGCCUCAGAGAAAAAGGAACUUGAAGACAUCAAGAAUGAAUUAAAUAAAUUAAAACAGAUUGAGGAAGGAAAACUGAAAGUUACUGGUGAUUCUAAUGAUAUACACCAACUAGGCAGUGUUAAACGUUUAAAUACAGAUUUAGAUAAUAGUGUAGAUGAUCAUAUUACUAGAUUAAUAGAAGAGAGAGAUACAUUACUUAGAACAGGAGUUUAUUCAACUCAAGAUAAAAUUAUUGCUGAACUAGAUCGACAAAUACGGGAAUCAAUGUCUCAAAAAGUCACUUAGAUUUUUAGGAAAUUGGGACAUAGCAUAGCUAGGCUGUCACUCAGAUUCCAUUUGUCACUGAAUGAAAUUGACAGACUGACAAAUUAGCUGGUCAGUUAAAUAAAUUGGAAUAAUUUAUAUCAGAAACAAUACUACCGAUAAAUCAAAUGUUUUAACUGUGGAUAAAACAGAAAUGUACCAACAAAAAUAAUAUCUUGUUGACAAUAGUAUGAAGUGAAUGCUGUGGAAUAUAUUAGAUUGUACAGCAUUACCUAUAUAUGUAAAUAAAAAUGUAGAUGUAUGUAGCUUUAUAAAUGAUCUAAUAAUCAUUUGGAGAGAUUAAAUUAAUAAUUAUCUCAUAUGUACAUUUGGAGUGAUUUAAUGAUACAUUUAAUGAUACAUUUACAUAGAUUAAAUUGAUGAUAAUUUCAUUUUUAAUGAUACAUUUGGAGAGAUUAAAUUGAUAAUAAUCUCACAUUUGAUGAUACAUUUGGAGAUAUUAAAUUGAUAAUAUUUAAUGAUACAUUGAUACAUAUAUAAUGGAAUUUAUUUUACAAAGCCGUCCAUUUCAUUUAGACUUGAUUUAUGAGUAGUUAUUUAAAGUCACUGUGUAACGUUGGCAAUUUCAGUAAAUAUCAAAUUUUUCACAGCUCAAUGCAUGUUAAGAUGUACAUGGAUUGAUUAUUUAAAAUGUAAUUAAGAAAGCUAAAUCAAAAUAUCAGCAGUAGAUAAUAUCCCAUUAUGAAUUCAAUAAAAUUGAAAAGAAGCCUAGCCAAAGAUUUUAGCGAAGAUUAUAAGUGUGACUGGCAUUUGAUCAUAUCCCAUUUACAUCCUCUGCAGGCUAUAACUAAACUGUUAUGCAUUUGCAAGAAGAAAACAAAUAUUUAAAGAUACUAAAGGGGUAUUAAGGGAGAUCCAAUAAAGAACUGACAGUUCUCGUUAUAAUAGUUAAAAAAAAAAUAUAACAUAAGGAGAAUGUGCUGAAAAUUUCAGUCAAAUUGCUCCAAUCUGAACCAAGAUAUUAGCGAUUGAUUUUUAGGCCUAGUCUCGAUCAUCAUGUUUAUAGUCAGUACAAUAAUAAACAAAGUCUAGAUUAUCCAUUUUGAUGUUAAAUCAUCCAUCACAAAAUGUAUUCAAAUCCAGUAAAUAUUGCAUGCCAGCGAUGGCAUCGAGCCUUAAUUAUGGUCUGGAUAAGUUAACUAUUGUCUAAUUAAUAAUUUAGAUAACAUUUCAGGCCUAAAGACAGACCUGCAAUAGGCAGAUAUAGCUCUUGCAUAAUGUAUGUUUAAAUUACCUUCAGACAGUAUAAUAAACUACAAAUAUUUUUAAUUAAACGUAUUUUCUUUUAAUGUUGAUGUUUAUUGCAAUACAGUGAAUAAGUUUAUCCCACUAAAUAUAUAUGUGCAUCUUCUACAUGUAUUUGACAACUUUAAACUAUUACCAUGACUAUGACUAGACUGAUAUGUAAUUGAUAGAAGAAAACAAAUAUUUAAAGAUAUAUUAAUGUUAGUACUAACAUUGUUAUUAAGUUAUGAAUAUGUACUGCUGUAAGGCAUGUUGCAUGACAAUGGUGGGUGCCUUACAAUAAUACUAUAUCAUUUACUUUUGGUAAAAUAUAUUGUUGAUGAUAUAAUUAGGAUCUCGACUGUCAAAGAAUAUAUGAUAAAAAAUUUAUACUGGCAUUUUAUGGUUAAAAUUUACGAUGCUAUCAUUUGUGUUUAAAAAAUCUUUUCUUUUUGUGGGGUUUUACAGUAAAUUUAGAAUUUGAAAAAAUUUCACAUUGAUUUUUUCCUAUUUACUAAAAUCCUGUUGAGAGAUGAAAACUGUAUGUAUAUGAUUAAAUUAAAUGAAAGAUUAUGUUAAGAAUUUAUAUGGUGCAUGUUUUCUUGGCAUUUGAAUGCUUUAUAUAAGCUUAGUCAUUUUAUGUUGUCUGUGAUUUUGUACCUUAAACAAUUUUCUUAUUGUAAAUAAAAUUCUAAUAUUUAUAUUAAA
Molecule: messenger RNA, 5139 nt
Organism: Patella vulgata (common limpet)
Lineage: Eukaryota; Metazoa; Mollusca; Gastropoda; Patellidae
Product: centrosomal protein of 120 kDa
Exons: 22
Coding region: 100-3168 (1022 amino acids)
Biological process (GO): centrosome cycle; interkinetic nuclear migration; positive regulation of centriole elongation
Cellular component (GO): centriole; centrosome
Source: RefSeq, a predicted model, not a curated record